Heterocephalus glaber (naked mole-rat) is the source of this 1746-nucleotide messenger RNA. Lineage: Eukaryota; Metazoa; Chordata; Mammalia; Rodentia; Bathyergidae. The record is from RefSeq and is a predicted model, not a curated record.
AUAUAUCUAUUGUGAUGAAAUUGACUUGGCUGCAGACACAGUGCUGGCCACACUGUAUGCUGCCAAAAAGUACAUUGUCCCUCACCUUGCCCGAGCCUGUGUGAAUUUCCUGGAGACCAGCCUGAGUGCCAAGAACGCCUGUGUGCUGCUCUCCCAGAGCUGCCUAUUCGAAGAGCCAGACCUGACCCAGCGCUGCUGGGAGGUGAUCGAUGCCCAGGCUGAGUUAGCUCUCAAGUCUGAGGGGUUCUGUGAUAUCGACUUCCAGACGCUAGAAAGCAUCCUCCGCAGGGAAACUCUGAAUGCCAAAGAAAUUGUCGUUUUUGAGGCAGCUCUCAACUGGGCUGAAGUAGAAUGCCAGCGACAAGAUCUAGCCUUGAGCAUUGAAAAUAAACGCAAAGUCCUAGGAAAGGCACUUUACUUAAUCCGCAUACCCACAAUGGCCCUUGAUGACUUUGCAAAUGGUGCUGCCCAGUCCGGAGUAUUAACUCUCAAUGAGACCAAUGACAUCUUCCUCUGGUACACUGCGGCCAAAAAGCCUGAGUUGCAGUUUGUGAGUAAAGCCCGCAAGGGUCUCGUCCCCCAGCGCUGUCACCGUUUCCAAUCUUGUGCCUAUCGGAGCAACCAGUGGCGCUAUCGGGGCCGCUGUGACAGCAUCCAAUUUGCAGUUGACAAGAGAGUAUUCAUUGCAGGCUUUGGGCUGUAUGGCUCCAGCUGUGGCUCUGCAGAGUACAGUGCCAAGAUCGAACUCAAGCGUCAGGGCGUUGUCUUGGGGCAGAACUUGAGCAAGUAUUUCUCAGAUGGGUCCAGCAAUACCUUCCCUGUGUGGUUUGAGUACCCAGUGCAGAUCGAGCCAGACACCUUUUACACAGCCAGUGUGAUCCUGGAUGGCAAUGAACUCAGCUACUUCGGACAAGAAGGCAUGACGGAAGUUCAGUGUGGCAAAGUGACUGUCCAGUUUCAGUGCUCCUCAGAUAGCACAAAUGGCACUGGUGUACAGGGAGGGCAGAUCCCUGAACUUAUAUUCUAUGCUUGAAACUUUGCCUCCCCAAAGCAGUGCAAGCCACAGGUGCAUAUCUGGUCCCUCCUUGCUUAAUGCGUAGCUCAUCUGCAGAUAAGCAAUCAGUGCAGGUAAUUUGUAAUGAAUGACGUGGUAGGCAGUUUCUAAUUUCUUUUAACCUUUUAAUUAUGUACAGGCUAAAACGCAGCAUUCUGCUUUUAACUGUAUACUUAAGAGUCAAGUUCUUACUAAAGCUUUGUGGUUUUUAGAGUUGCUCUGUACACCAAAAGGAGAGAUUGUACUCUUCCAUGUGCCCCGCCGAUCUCCCAGUUGUGUCCCUCUGAAGAAAGUUUGGGAUCGCCUCAAAUUUCCUUCUGGAUUUUAUUGGAUGAAUGGAAAUAGUCUAAAAUAGUAACAUAAAGAAUUAUUUUUAAACAGAAGCCCUUGCCCCUUAAAAAAAAGAUAAAUCUCUGUGUACAAUUUUGGAAGAAGUUGUGGUUUAUAGGAGGUAAUGACUUAGAAAGUAGCCAGUAGUCAUAUUUAGCUCUUACUUUAUUCCUUUUAAAUUUGUUGUUUCUGGGCUUUACUUUUUAAAUUUUAAAUUCAUAAGAUUAUUACAUAUUAAAUCAGUGUUAGUGUAAAAUAGGAAAGUAAGGAAUUGGGUGUUUAGGCCAUGGCUUUAACUACAAAGCAGAUUUAUAUUUUUGUUUACAAGACAAGAUAUCACUGUACAGCAUACUUCUUUUAGA